Molecule: messenger RNA, 1701 nt
Organism: Adineta ricciae
Lineage: Eukaryota; Metazoa; Rotifera; Eurotatoria; Adinetida; Adinetidae
Source: the annotation of a GenBank genome assembly
AUGUCGAUUGGGAACAUUUUUUUAUUUCACGAUGGAGAUGAUUUAUUAAAUAUCGAAUCCAUUUGUGAGAUUGAUUUCUUACCAAAAUCAUUAAAGAUUUAUAAAGAUUUUGCUAAGUUAUCCGAUGACAUUGAAAACACAAAUGACGAUCAACAAAUUCUUCUUAUUACAUUGGAUUGUUCGUGCCGUCAAAUGUUGAAUAUGAAACAAAUCGUACGUAUUUACGCCAUCGAAUUUCAACCAUCAUCAACUGCGAAAAUUACGGUAGAAGAAAAAGCAAAAUGUAUAUCUAAUUCAUCUAUUGUAAUUCCUGCAAUGUAUUCAACGAAACAGAGCGAUAUAACGAUCACAACUUGGUCCACCACAAGAUUAAGUCUAAGCAAUUCGUAUAUCCUAACUGCCUCAAUUUUUAUUGGAAACAUCCUAUUCUCUUUGAAUGAAUUACAAGCAAGUACUUAUUGGUUUCUCCUUUUCAGACAAAUAAUCAAAAACAUUCAUGAAAAUAUUUUAUUUUUAACUCUACAAAAUCCAUUGAUAGACUUUUAUAUAAAAUGCUUGAAAAGGUCGUUGCAAUCUCAUCCCAAGGAACAUGAUCUAGCAAUGAGUGGAUAUCGUUUCGUUUCUCAACUUCACAUAUUACGUUGCGAAGAUUUUUUUCUCAUCGAAUCAUACAACUGUCUAAUAGAUGGAUUUUUCAAAAAAUAUGAUGUUAAUGAUCACUUUUAUUUACUUGAUUUAGCUGCUCAGUUCAAUGAACGAACAGAAAAGAUUUACAAAUCAUUAGCAUUAAAUAUUUACUUUCAGGUAAUAACUAAAACCCAAUCUAUGGAAACUCCUAAUCAGAAAAUUCCCUAUGACAAACUGGGACGUAUUUUCUCAACAAUCGCUGUGAUUUAUAAAGAAAGAGGAAUGUACGGCAUGGCUCUUCAUUACAGUAAUCAAGCUGUUCAACAAUAUCUCAAACACGAUCCAUGUUCUCCGCCGAUCGAUGUUUAUAUAUUUCGAGCAGUUCUUCGAGCAAUGCUUUGGAAAGUAACUAAAUCGAAAUUUCACCUUAGUGCAGGUUUAGAUGAUUUAAAAGAAAUUGAUAAAAAUGAACGUUGUACCGAUAGGGAUUAUUUGUUUAACAUGUUUCUUAUUUAUCUUGAUUUACAACGAUAUCCAUUUGCAUUGGAUUGUCUUGAUCGAGCUUUACUUCAACCUGACAAUGAUUCUCAACGAAUUAUUGAUAUAUAUCGGGGACGUGGUUUACUUUAUUUUCUAUUAGAACAAUUCGAUUUGGCCAUAGAAAACUCUUACAAAGCCCUUCAAUCGUGUUCGGAAACAAAUCAACAACAUCAAGCGAUUAUACAUGUGGCUUUAGCGGUCAUAUAUGAACGAAUAGAGAAUUGGAAUCAAGUCAUAGAACAUCUUCAACAAGCUUUGUUAAUAUAUGAACAAAAUAAUGAAAACAAUGGAUUUUUAAAAGAUUAUCCAUUGGCUGAAAUCAGUCAUCGUCGUUUAGUAAUAGCUUAUACGAAAACUCAAAAUAUGCAAUUAGCAAAUAUUCAUAAACAACAAGCAGUUAUUGAAAAAGAACGAACAAUUCGAUUGAAUUUUCCAACCUAUCCCAACGAUAUGGAUGGAUUUGCUUUGAUGUGUUUUAUUAGACAAGUUUGGCCCAAUGAAAAUUUUCAAAUUCCACGUGAACUUUCCAUUUGA